AUGCAAUUAAGCAAGCUUCUAAUCAUUAUCACUGGACUAAUUCACAGUACUGUUUCCGCCUCAGAGUACUCAGGAUGUCCUAACAUCUCUCCCGGACCAGCUACCGUCUCCCAGUUAGCGGAUAUACUCCCCAUAUCGCCGUUCACAGAUCCAAUUGCUACAGAAUCUAUACGUAACACCUUGACUCUCUACGCUUUUGCAGUAGAUGGCCGCAAUUGGCCCGCAUUCUCACGAAUCUUCGCCCCAAACGUCCGAGCAAACUACUCGGAACCCCUCGGUAUCACCUAUGGACUCGCAAACAUCACCAAUAGCAUCUCGGCAGCCGUUGCGAUCUUUGCCGGAACGCAUCAUAGAUACGGUACGCAAUACAUCGCCAUUUGCUCGCCGACAAGCGCUAUCUCGGUGACUUAUCUUAUGGCCAGCCACUUUUUCUUGCUGGAUAUCGCGCCGGUGGUGGAGGAUGAUACUCAUACAUUGUUUGCUACUAGCAGGUAUGAAGAUACUUAG
This is a messenger RNA of Sclerotinia borealis F-4128, 507 nucleotides long. NCBI's taxonomy places the organism in Eukaryota, Fungi, Ascomycota, Leotiomycetes, Helotiales, Sclerotiniaceae. The record is from the annotation of a GenBank genome assembly.